This is a messenger RNA of Etheostoma spectabile (orangethroat darter), 2785 nucleotides long. RefSeq names its product R-spondin 2 (gene rspo2). Lineage: Eukaryota; Metazoa; Chordata; Actinopteri; Perciformes; Percidae. The record is from RefSeq and is a predicted model, not a curated record. The transcript is spliced from 7 exons. The coding region runs from base 742 to 1476 and encodes 244 amino acids.
GGGGGGGGGGGAUUAACUAAUGUCAUCUUCAACAUCUUUAAAUACGAAGAAACACAAAACUAGAGAACAUCCACACGUGACAGCGGCACGGCGCUAUAUGAGGAAAAAGGCAGCAAGCAUCAGGACCAGUCGGGAGUCAGACCUCAGCAGCGCGCGCAACGCACUCUCGCUCACCGGCUCUCGUCUCCCCCCCUUUCGAAAGAAAGCAACACAUGUGAGUUUGUUUCCGCUGCGCUACAGGACACCGAGCGGACAAGUUUGAGUGCGGGACCGCAGGUAAACGGAAUCUAAGCUUUUAACAGAGAGGAGGGAAAGGAAAUGCCCCGGCUCCCACCCCCCCACCCUUCUUUCAGCGUCCGCGACCACCUUUUUUCCUCCUCCUCGGACCUCUGUUCUCUUCUGGAGACACAAGUUUCUCACACAAAGAGGGAUGCUGUAUGUUCCCGAGCCGCACUUGCACUCAGAAGGAACCUAAAAGUAGACCGGAGCGGAAUUACACUUCAUCGGAUGCAAGCGCACCAAAGCGGACACUUUUAGCGACUGGAGGAUCAGCGCGCUUCAUAAAAUGAUCCCAAUCGGCGGCGUGAUAACAUGUCGCAUCGCGUCUGAUGUUUGACACAUGUUGAGGAUCGACUAGAGAAGAAACUGGAGGAGGACAUAACAAAGUCCGAGAAUUCAUCCCGAGCCCUGCUGGCACCUUUUUUUUUUUUACUGGAGUCCGGACAACAGAUCGCCGUCCAGAUGCAGUUUCGACUCUUCUCUUUUGCCCUGAUCGUUUUGAACUGUAUGGAGUACAGCAGCUGUCAGGCGCCGUCGCACCGCUGGAGGAGAAACAAAAGAGCUAGCUAUGGAGCGUACCCCAUCUGUAAAGGCUGCUCGGUGUGCUCCAGGGACAACGGCUGUGUAAACUGCCAGCCCAAACUCUUCCUGUUUUUGCGGAGAGAGAGGAUGAGGCAGUACGGGGAGUGUCUUCACGACUGUCCGGCCGGAUACUACGGCAUGCGCAGCCCGGAACUCAACAUGUGCUCCAGGUGCAGGAUAGAGAACUGCGAGUCCUGCUUCAGCAAAGACUUCUGCACCAAGUGCAAGUCUGGCUUUUACCUCCACAAAGGGCGCUGCUUUGACAAGUGCCCCGAGGGCUUUGCCCCGCUGGAGGAAACCAUGGAGUGCGGAGAGGGCUGUGAGGUGGGCCAGUGGAGCGAAUGGGGAGCCUGCACCAGGAGAAACAAAACCUGUGGCUAUAAGUGGGGUCUGGAGACCCGGACGCGGCACAUUGUAAAGAAACCACCCAAGGACACAAUACCCUGUCCCACCAUCGCUGAGUCCAGGAUGUGCAAAAUGGCCAUGAGGCACUGCAGGAGAGAUGGCUCAGGGAAGCAGCGACCCAAGAACCAAAGAAGAAGAACAGCAGAGGCUGCGGUUUCGGGCCCAGAACCAGCACAGCGACCACUUGGCCUCUGCGCGCCCCAGCCGUGAGGACUAAAAAAACUACAAACUAGACUUCCCAUUAAAAAAAAAGAAAAAAAGAACCAACGCAACGCUGCUAGCCGCUGCAAACCCCCCCCCCCCCCUCCCCCUUCCCCCUCCGCCCCUGCACACCAGGAAACACAACCACAACUCCAAGAGUCCGUCACUACAAACAUAUUUUCUAACGUACCGUAUCAGUAUCAACACACUACACAUGCUUCAUGCCUCCCGCCGCCCCCCAGCUGCAGUAACCAGCCAGGUGACUCUCAGCCCCCCCCCCCCUUACCUUGCCUCGUGGACCCUUUACAGUUGACAACAAAUUUCCUGUCAUUAACAAUGCCAUUAACCGUGCAGAGUGAUGGAAGACGCAGGGGCAACCAGAGACUGUGGAGGCGGGAGAGCCGGAUGGAGGGAGGCGGGUAGGAAGGGAGGGGGGGGGCGUGUAAAAAAAAGAGAGAAGAUGAAGCUACAAUAGAGAUUCGACUGAAGCGAAUGAUGCUGAUGGACAAGAAAAGGGCAUCUUGAACUGAAAGAGACAGUUUUUUUGUUCCUAUAUUUAUGUUAAAACCACCCUCACCUUCCCCUCUCAAUGGAGACGGAGCGUUCCUAUGUGUGGCCUUUAUGUUAUGUACAUUUUUGAGAGUAAUAUUAAAGAAAUUACCAUGCAUAGUUGCAAAGUAUUUUAUUCUCAGCACAAACUGUUUACGUUCAAACCGCUUUAUGCUCUAACUGUAUAGUGUGGAUAUAAAACAAAAGAAGAAAUUUAGUUGUUUGACAAGCAUGGCAACAGACUCAUGUGUACAUAGUUUAUCUAAUUAUGAAAGCUUAUUACUGUAUUUUCAGUAUUGACUCGUUCACCAUUCUAAAUGUUUUAGAGAUUAAUUGGUUGUAAUACCAAGCUGCAGAUUAAAAUGAUUAAAAACAAAUAAUAAACAUAGCCGCCACUUAGCUAUUUCAUUUAUAUGGUAUAUAUUUGAUUUAUUUAUUAAUUCUAUUUUGUACUUUUUUCUUGUUCCGUGAGAACUUUUGCCUCAUACUGUUACUCUUAUAUGCUGAAAUAUUCUUUGAGUUCCUUAUAACAGUGCAUAUCUUUAACACGUGGAAAAGGGUUUUUUUUCUUCUGAUGUCAUGCAAAGUCUUGUAAUACAUUCAUUUGACCUCAUCUACUGAUUUCAAUGUUUUCAAGAAGACGCAAAAAAAGACAAACCCAUGCUUUGACAUAUUCUAGGUUUAAUGAUUAGGAUCCAGCAAAUGUAUGGUCAUAGGACUGCAUAUGUGUACAUUGUGUUUUAUUAAAAAUACAUUUCAUGUGACUGUA